This is a messenger RNA of Pundamilia nyererei, 4138 nucleotides long. It is a transcript of the gene arfip2b, whose product is annotated as ADP-ribosylation factor interacting protein 2b. The coding region runs from base 346 to 1494 and encodes 382 amino acids. NCBI's taxonomy places the organism in Eukaryota, Metazoa, Chordata, Actinopteri, Cichliformes, Cichlidae. The record is from RefSeq and is a predicted model, not a curated record. Gene Ontology annotation, cellular component: trans-Golgi network membrane. The transcript has 10 exons. Gene Ontology annotation, molecular function: protein domain specific binding; phospholipid binding. Gene Ontology annotation, biological process: regulation of Arp2/3 complex-mediated actin nucleation; intracellular protein transport.
UGUUUGUAGACGAUCUUUGGCUCGCAGUGCGUCUGCGAAAUGAAAUCCACGGUGUCGUCAGAUCCGUAAAACGUUCCCCCUCUGGCUUCAUUAAACAGAAGAUAUUGGGGGGAAAAAGCUCAAAGACAAGAGCAGUAAGAACCAGACUUUUUCUCGCAAUGUCACUGAAACAUCCUUAAAGAAGAGUAUUGUGUCGUUGCCCACGGACUGAGCACGGACACAGCAGCCUCCUCCGAGCCGCGCGUGAGCUGGGAUGCACUGCCGCUAGCCUGCUAUUAGCUUACGCGUUAGCUUUCCGAGCAGCUCUGUUUUUACGACGGGACCAAGCAGACCGUGUAGUGCAUUAUGACAGACAGCAUUAUGAAUAAAGCUGCCACAAUGGAGAUUCCUAUCAACAGUAACGGUGACACAGGGACACUAACAGAAGACGACAGCCUUGAACAGGCUGCAAAGCUGCAGUGGAGCUUAGAUGAGAAGGUAGGGAGCUCCAGAGGCACCAGGGACCUGCAGCAGGUGAUGGUAUCGGGUCCCAAUCUCAACGAGACUAGCAUUGUAUCUGGGGGCUAUGGAGGAACAGCAGAGGGCAUUAUCCCCACCAGUUCAAUCAAAGGCCCUGCUGUGCACUACAAUGCUGAGUUUAACAAAAGGAUCCCAGUUACAGGAUUAGGUUCCAACAUGCACCACAGCAGCAGCAGCUCAUCAAUGACGGCAGAGGAAACGACCCGCGGUGUGGCUGUGGAAAAGCUAGAAACAGUGAAGAAAUGGGGUCUGAAUACUUACAAGUGUACAAAGCAAAUGAUCUCAGAGCGUUUCGGUCGGGGUUCCCGGACCGUGGACCUGGAGCUGGAGGCUCAGAUUGAGGUGCUGAGAGACACUAAACGGAAAUACGAGAAUGUGCUACGACUGGCCAGAGCUCUGACCAACCAUUUCUACAACAUGGUGCAGACACAGCAUGCGCUUGGCGACACUUUUGCUGACCUCAGUCAGAAAUCUCCCGAGCUUCGGGAUGAAUUCGGUUACAAUGCAGAGACUCAGAAGUUGCUGUGUAAGAACGGAGAGACUUUACUUGGUGCCAUUAACUUUUUUGUGUCCAGCAUCAAUACGUUAGUCAACAAGACCAUGGAGGACACCCUGAUGACUAUCAAGAUGUAUGAAAAUGCAAGACUAGAGUAUGAUGCCUACCGGUCAGACCUUGAGGAACUGAGUAUGGGUCCAAGAGAUGCUGUAGCCAUGGCCCGUAUAGAAGCUGCUCAGCAACAGUACCAAGUCCAAAAGGACAAGUACGAACGUCUUCGCUCAGAUGUUGCCAUUAAGCUCAAGUUUCUGGAGGAGAAUAAGGUGAAGGUGAUGCAUAAGCAGCUCCUUCUCUUCCAUAAUGCCAUAUCAGCAUACUUUGCUGGCAACCAGCAGCAGCUUGAGCAAACGCUGAAGCAGUUCAAUGUAAAGUUGAAGCCCCCAGGGGCUGACAAGCCCUCCUGGUUAGAAGAGCAAUGAGAGGCCCUCGCUGGACCUCCUGUAGCUUCCUUCUCAGCCAACAACUCCACCUGUUACCUGUUGAAACCCCCAAUUUAACAGAGGACCACUACAGAGAGAAACAAAGAAAUAACUGGUUGGAUGAAGAUUCAAGAUGAAUGCAUGGCAGGAUGUUUGGACGGAUGAAUAACAGGGUAUUAGUCGUGAAUGAGCUAAGUGCAGCAGGAAACCAAGUGGCCAGUUUCAUGAAGAGUCAGAGGGCUUUUAGUGCCUCUUUUCCCAAUUUCCUUUUUUUCACUUUAACCUCUCUUUGUGCUUUGUUCCCUGAAAAUCCUUUAACCGUUCCCUUCCCUCUCUUAUACUUGACUCAAUCCCAAUCUAUCUCAACACUUUUUUGCUGUGUGAACUUGUUAGUCAUGUUUAUGGCCAUCAUUGUAUUCCUCAAGUGCUCCCAGUUCUUAACUUAAACCAGACACACACACACACACACACACACACACACACACACACACACUGAGAUAUCAGUAAACAUCACUUCAAAACUCCCAGACCUUAUCUCUCUCCUAGUGUGCCUCCUUAUAUAUGAGCUGAUCAGUUAAAAGAAAGCAUGGCCUGAAGGAAGAAAGACAAGUUCAUAAAAAAGGAUUUCCAUCCACACAUGAAAGGGUUUUUACACUGUUCACUGGAAUCUUCAAACUAUCAAAUCAAUGUACAUUUCAAAUUUAAGUACUGUUUUAUUUUUCAAAUACAUACGUGAUUGUUUGUAGCACAUUAAAAAAAAAAAAAACCCACAAUGUUGUGUUUAGCCAUUUGGUUAAUUUGGCAUCUGAUCUCCUUUUUUUUCUUAAUUAUUUUCCAUCUGUUCAGCUGUACUGUAUGUCUCGUGUUUAAAGUGAAGGAAGGUCUGCUGUUUGGGACAAUAUGUGCUGGUCUUCUGGAUUACAAGCACCGCAGUGCUCGGUCUGUAAUUUUUACUCAUAACAUGAAAAUCCUUUGACUUUGAAUCUUAUAUGCAACAAUCGUUGACGAUUCCACAGCUUUCCAAAGUCAUACUGGUUCAAGUCUUUACUAAUUUUAUUUUAUUUUCCCAAAGAGAAGAGAGAGGUCUGUUUGUUGAAUGACAGGACUUAAUAUGUUUACAUUGGUUAAGCCUGGAGCAUCCCUGUGAGAGAUGGGUAUUUCAAGCAAACUUGACUGGAUUCACUUAACCGGAAAUAAUAAAUUUCACUCUCUUUUACAUUUGCACAUGGUACAUUAAUAUGUGCAUUUUUGAUUUUUAUUUUAUCUUUUUAACGUUAACAAGGGCAUGUUAUUGGGUCAUAUCAUUCAGUCCUCCUGAAGCAGAACACAUUCGUCUAUAGUUACCUUUCUUCAUACUGAAGAUUACUGUAGCUGUCUGAUAUAACUCAUACUAAUAUUUAAACCUCUUGUGAUUAGUGGUUGGGGUUGGAUGUAAUAACACUAAUGAUCCAUCUGUGUUUUCUUAAUGUAAACAUUGUUAUAGUAGUAAACAAUCAUCAGUCGUUGACAAUUAAAAUAUAGCACAUGUUGAACUUUUAAUCAUCACUGUAUCACGUUUAUUAUAUUUUGAAUUCAACGUGUUGUACACAAAAUUAUCCAGUUUAAGACAUUUUGCAGACGACAUGCUGAAAUGAAUUCCUUUACCAAACCAAAUCUGUAAUUGAGCUACUCAAAACAACCUCUAAAUUUAGAAAGUGACGUGGCAAACCUCUGUCAACUUGAAGGGAGAACCUAAUGUAGUGAAUGUUUAACCAUGCUGCAUUUAACUCAUGGUAGCCACUAGUGACAGAUGGGAGUGCUCCACGAAACCUCCAUCAGUUAAUGGGUGACUUCUCUAGCUUCUUGUCCCUGCAUUUGCAUGACAGACAGCAGAGUAUAGGUGCAGAUAUGUGCGCUCUCACUGAUGUUGUGCUCUUUGCCUUCUGCGCGCUAGCUCGCAUGGACUACGUCUGUUGAUUUCAAUUUUGGAAACGACUGAAGCAAAAUCCACAACAUUUCACUUUAAAUGUGUACUCGUAAAGACAGCUUAGAAAAGCAAAUGGCGAAAUUUUAAAGUUUGUUUGGCUUCAGUUUUUUUGUUUUUUUCCCCCUGAAUUUUAUGAGUUUUGGCUAAAGAAGUCGUUCAGCAUGACCCUGGCCUUUCUCGUGGCUAAAACUGCAGUUUCACUGGCCAGCUGCUGGUCUGUUUGACCAUCACGAAGCAAUAUUAACAAGAUGUGACUCCUCUUUUCCAAAAGCUGUCCUUUUGAUAUUCCUAACCCUUACACCAGACUGAAUGGCAAUAGGAUUUGGUUUUGUUUCACUGUGGUAAAUCCUCCCCUAAGUUUGGGGGAAAAAAACACCAACUGUGUGAAAAGUGGAAAACAUUUGAAGUAACUUUUACUAGCAGCCUCGCUAGUCUUCUAGAUUGUUGUCGAGAAAGAUCAAGAUUUAUAAAACGAGAUGUUUUAUUUGUGUACAAUCAAUGUUUUCUAGGCUGAGCUGGUGUAUUGUACUGUAUGGAUGAUUGCAGACAAAAUAUUUAUGAUGAUAAAUGAAGUGGUGUCAUGGAUUGAUGUGAUAUUUUGCCUUCAUUCCUCACUCACACCUGAACAGUCCUACCCCACCCCAAGGGAACUGAAAUUAAAAGUACACAUUUUCAAAA